This is a messenger RNA of Syngnathoides biaculeatus (alligator pipefish), 4910 nucleotides long. It is a transcript of the gene csnk1g1, whose product is annotated as casein kinase 1, gamma 1. The record is from RefSeq and is a predicted model, not a curated record. NCBI's taxonomy places the organism in Eukaryota, Metazoa, Chordata, Actinopteri, Syngnathiformes, Syngnathidae. The coding region runs from base 401 to 1777 and encodes 458 amino acids. Gene Ontology annotation, molecular function: ATP binding; protein serine/threonine kinase activity. Gene Ontology annotation, biological process: signal transduction; endocytosis; peptidyl-serine phosphorylation. The transcript has 13 exons. Gene Ontology annotation, cellular component: nucleus; cytoplasm; plasma membrane.
GUUCUUCUACAUCCGGUGUGUUCAAACCUAGCACCAGGCAGCAGCCGACUGAAAAAGAAGAAGAAGAAGAAGAAGAACGGAGAGGGCUGCCACCAUGAAACAUCCCUAAAGAUAGAAAGCCUAAAGUCAAGACUCAGCCUAACAUUGCGAGUCUAGCGGUAACACACCCAGGGCGCGGGUCCUUAUCAUGUGGAUGUAGCCCAGCGAAGGGUUUCCACCUUCCUCUCUCCUGGGGCACAUUUUGAGGACAGAAGAGUGUCCAAACCAGCUUUUGUCUUAUGAGUGUGUGUGUGUGCUAGCGAGGCACUGCCAGUGACCAGGGCUGUGGCUGUGGUGGGCCCAGCCCAGAGGUCUUUGUGCACAUCAUUCCUGGCCCUGGUUGACCUGUGCUGCUCACACCAUGGAUCCACAGAGGGACAAAUAUGGGGAGCGGCCUGCGAGGAACACGAAGGUUUCCCAGGGAAGUCGCUCGUCUCGACCGUCAGGCUCCUCUAGUUCUUCUGGUGUUCUCAUGGUGGGCCCAAAUUUUCGUGUUGGCAAGAAGAUUGGCUGUGGAAACUUUGGUGAAUUAAAGCUAGGUAAAAAUCUCUACACCAAUGAGUAUGUAGCUAUUAAACUGGAACCAGUGAAGUCAAGGGCACCGCAGUUGCAUUUAGAGUACCGGUUCUACAAAACACUGGGAACUACAGCUGAAGGUGUGCCCCAAGUGUUUUACUUUGGACCCUGUGGAAAAUACAAUGCCAUGGUUCUGGAGCUCCUGGGCCCAAGUCUAGAGGACCUAUUUGACCUCUGUGACAGAACCUUUUCAUUGAAGACUGUCCUAAUGAUUGCCAUCCAGUUGAUUUCUCGAAUGGAGUACGUGCAUUCCAAAAACCUCAUCUAUAGAGAUGUAAAACCUGAAAAUUUUCUCAUUGGGCGGCAAGGGAAUAAAAAGGAGCACAUUAUCCACAUUAUUGACUUUGGCUUGGCCAAAGAGUACAUCGACCCCGAGACCAAAAAACAUAUUCCAUACCGGGAGCAUAAGAGCUUGACUGGCACUGCCCGCUACAUGUCCAUCAACACGCAUUUAGGGAAAGAGCAAAGCCGACGAGAUGACCUGGAGGCUUUAGGUCACAUGUUCAUGUAUUUUCUGCGUGGGAGUUUGCCAUGGCAAGGACUCAAGGCUGACACAUUGAAAGAGCGAUACCAGAAAAUUGGAGACACUAAACGGAACACUCCAAUUGAGGUCCUUUGUGAGAACUUCCCAGAGGAGAUGGCUACCUACCUGCGAUAUGUAAGACGUUUAGACUUCUUUGAAAAGCCUGACUAUGAAUAUUUAAGGACUUUAUUCACUGAACUAUUUGAGCGCAAAGGAUACACUUUCGACUACACGUACGAUUGGGUUGGCAGGCAGAUACCUACACCAGUGGGAUCUGUCCAUAUAGACUCUGGGGCAUCUGCAGUCACAAGAGAGAGCCAUCCUCACAGAGACCGGACCUCAGCACACCCGCCAAUGAGGAAUCAGACAGCAGUCUCUGAUCGACGAGGAGCAUGGGAAGUGCAGCCCACUCGCCAAGCAAACUCCUCCUACCUGACCUCGCAUCUAGCAGCGGACAGGCAUGGGGGCUCAGUGCAGGUGGUCAGCUCAACCAACGGGGAGCUGAAUGCUGACGACCCGCUCGCAGCUCAUUCCAACGCGCCGAUUACCGCCCAGCCAGAGGUGGAAGUGGUGGACGAGGCCAAGUGCUGCUGCUUCUUCAAGCGAAAACGGAAGAAGAACACGCCGCGCCACAAAUGAUCAUCAAGCAAUGCAUUGCGAUAACUGAAAUCAGUGAGGUUCCACUCAGAAUCCAAGCAGGGGGGAAAGAAGAGCUCUCGAUUGCAAUGUUUUCUGAAAGGACCGGUAUAAAAAAAAAAAAGGGAGUUUUUGUUCAAUUUUUUGGACACUUUGUCAUUUGCUGGGAAUCUUUUUGUUUUUUUCCCCUCCAGGAUGUGUGAGAUAACGUUCUGUUGGAACUUUUGCAACGCAUCAUUUUGCUGAAGAUGCAUUUUUCUCUUUUCUGCAUCUUUUUUUUUUUUUUUUCCCUCCCGUGGUUUUUGAUUUGUUGGUUUUACUGGCUCGAUGGUAUCUUCAUUUCCCCGUCAACUAACCCUCUUUGAUUUUGGGUAUUCCUGAUGUUGGACAAUGUAGACCAUGACACAGGGCAAGAGCCUAAAACCGCUUAGAUUAGCUUGUGCACUUUUUGCCUCCAAAGAGGUGUACCGUGGGACCAGUGAGCACAGGAGACUACAGACACACGCACACACACACAACUCCUACACUGUGUUCUCAGAGGAGGAUCUCUUCUCGACACACUACAAUCCCUCCAGACUCUUGUCCUGUUUUAUGAUCUCUCCGAGUUGGACUGGAAGAAGAAACUAUUUAUGAUAUUUAUCUCUUGGUUGCCACCAGUUUUCUUACUAAUUCAACAUACACGCUGAAUGUAUGGACGGAAAAAGUAAAUGACUUGGGAGCAUUUAUGAAAUUUGUCCUGUGCAUUGGAAUGAAAGAGACCAAUGUUUGUUUAAGGUGAGACCAAAUUUAAUGUGGGGGGGUUGACGUGAUUUGCUUAAGAUGGCAAAUAAUAGACUCUACAGCAGGAGUUGCUUUGGAGCUUCUCAACACUACUGUUCACUGCCUUAACCCCAAACAACCACCUCACUUUACUGGUGUAGUAAAGAAGGCAUCUUGAUCAGAUGGUUGUUAGAUCUGCAUCAGUUUGUGGGGUUAAAUGAUUUAUAAAGCAACAAAAAACAUAAAAAGCCCAAAGUUAUGUUCCAAUAAAUGGAAGGUCCAGCCUGAUGCCUCGCACACGCACUGCAAGGCAAUCCUCGAUGAUCCUGACUGUCAACAUGGAGAUGAUUCAAUUCUGACUUCACGUCACAGAGGGCUGCCUUGAAACAAUAUCCUCAGUAUGUCACCUUGCCUAUCCUCCUAACAGUUUUUAUUUUUUUAAUUUCAUGUCUUGCUAAUGUGAACUUUUUUAAAUGCAAAUUGUUUGUUUAAUCCAAAUAGCCAUGGCUUUAUGAGUAAGAAAAAGAGUAGCAAUGUGGGGAAAAAGAAGAAAAAAAAAAAAGCUUGAGACCAUGACUGCACUACUACAUUUGUUGACCGCAGCUUUCCUACUUUGUUGAUUCUUUAAAUGAUAUGUUUUAGGUUAGGUGUGUCUGCCUCAUGUGCCAGCCCUCUGCCAGAGGUGCAGGGGAAUAUACCCCCACCCCCCUUCCUCCUGCCCACUCCUUUUUGUGUGUGUGUGUGUGUGUGUGUGUGUGUGUGCGCGCGCGCGCGCCCCAUAUCUCACCCUUCUCCAUACACACACAAGCAUGCACACAUACAUCCUCAUGAAUCCACUCUCACUUGAGGGCGGGACGUGGAGUUAAGUGGACCUGCGCCUGCAUCUUUUUUUUUUUAAAAUAUAAUGUAGAUGUCGAUCAAUAUCUCACUGAAUCCAUAUGCUUGUUGCUUGUAUUUACACUGUACAGCUUUUGGUUUGUUCUUAGCCCUCACUAGUCAGGUGAGGCCUGAGUUGUUAUUGAAAGUACUUGAAUAUGAGCAUCUAUGUGACCUUUUCUGAUAGUUUGUCAUCAAUAUGAUAGUAAAUGAGGGGAAUGGUGGGAAAAUAGGCUACUUGAAUGACAGGUAUUCAACCCUUUGAGACAUCAUUGUGGCUCUUCGCUGCUGGACAGGUCAUAGUGAGAUGGAUAUCCAGAUUAAAAUAGCCUUUCAUAUUUCCCCAGAAUUCCCCGAGUGCCAUUCCUGAGACUACUAUAAGUCCAUGCCUUUGACCUGUGCCAGGGAAGUUGAAUGUUUUUUUUCCAUUUUUGUUUUACACUUGCAUUGCGUCCUUGAUAUUAAAAGGUGUUCACCAUCAUUAAAAUAAAAUAAUAAUAAUUCGUAGUGCACGGUGGCUGAAUCAGGUUAACAGGAAUUGUUGGAAGAGAGCCAGGAAACGUUGUCGUCACAUCUCCAGAAGUGAGCUUUGCAGCUUUGUGUCUCUUCCUGUUACGUUGACAGAUGUUCAUUUCCUUUGCGACUGUUUGGGUGGUAUGUGCAUGGCUUAUCCAGGGCAGAUGGCGCUCUAUCUCCCCUGGAACAUGUCUGUUGUCGCCUCUGUGAGACGUUAUGGCUUUCGGUCACCUAUAUGAAUAUGAAAAAAGACAUUCCAUUCACUUUCCAGCCAAUUCUCCUCAAGCCCACCUGGAUUUUUUUUUUUUUUUUGGUUACAUCGGACUUCCAAGUGGUGUGUGACAUCCAGGAGUGUAGUGUCAAAGAGGAGGAAAACAGGCUUACGACGCUUCAAUUGGGUAUGAUGGGCUUCAUACUUUUUGGGUUCUCUGGCACUUUUCCUCGUUGCUGUACUGUAGAAUUGUCUUGGAUUUACUGUAAUUUUCUUUAAAGAAGAGGGUGACAUUUACUGCAAUGUUGUGAUGCUUAUUUGUAAAUUGUACAGACUUCACAAUUGUCUUGGUUGUUUUUGUUGGGAUUCCUUAAAGCUGUAUGUUGGGGUUGUUUUUGUUUAUGCCCCCCACCCCAACCCCCGCACACACACACACCAUUCAGACUAUUUUCUUCUCAACACAUUUUCCCCCCAGAGCUAUGAUAAAGGCAAAUCUUAACUAAAUCUAUAGUGUUGAAAUAUGAAUGUCACUUCAACAAUGUAUUUUGAGUUAGUCAAGGGCUUCAAGAGUGAAGGACCCACAUUCCUGAUUCCCCCCUUUUCUUUUUUUUGUAAUUAGAAAAAGCCUGAGAUCAUUUUUUUAAUAAGUUGCCUAUUGUUCCCUCCUUGGAUUCAUGUUAUUUUGUCCUUAAUGAAAAAAAAUCACUUUUUAUUCCCUCCAUGCCUAAAGGGAAGUCCCGUUCGCACCCUUUUUUAUGUAAAAUAAAAUAUUUC